AGAUUACCACCAGUCGUCGUGGGACCGCAAAUCCACUCGCAGCCCAUCACCUUACCAGCGUGGCCUUCCUUACAAUGAUGAUGAUGUCCCGCGUUACCAGUCUCGCAAUGACGCAGCGCGGAAGUAUGGCAACGCAGCGAACGGCGAUAUCGAAAAGAACGAAACGCCGUCUCACAUGCUCGUGGUUCAGUCCCUUAAGCCAACGACCGAUGAAGAGCUCUUCGCCAAGGGGAUCAUGAAGCUCUACAAAUCUGAGGAGGAGGAAGCCGCCGACAAGGCACGCCAAUCCUCCACAGGCUUGAAGUCCACAUCGACCCCAAGGAACUUCGGCGCCAGGAAAGACAGUCUGAAGCGCGUCUUCCUGAUCCGCGCCAAGGACAGCGGAGAGAGCUGUGGCUAUGGCUUGGCAGAGUUCCACACGAUCGAGGAUGCCAAAGCCGCCUAUGCCAAAUACAGCGCAAUGAAGAACUUCACCAUCGGCUCGAAAGACGCCUUUGUUUCCUACGCUCAUCUUGGUGUUUUCAUUCCUGCUUUCGAGGACGGCGACCCGGCCUUCACUUUCCAGGCAACAGCCGAUCAAACUAUGCGCCUUCAGUAUCGCGACCCUCGUCUGUUCGGGCGCGAGCACACGGUUACACACAACCCUCCGGAAGUGGCUGAAUCAUCAACGCCACAGCAAAAAGAAGAUCAACAGGGCAAGGCUAAGGCCGAGCAGGAUGCCAAAGCUAAGAACAAGAAAAGAAAGGCAGAGGAAGGAGUGAGUGUGUCAAACAAGAAGCCUACCAUCAUCAUGGCCGACAAGUUCAGCCAAUGGAACCAACGGGAGAAGGAACAACGCAAAGACGUUCAAAACCCCCCACCUGUCACCCGUCCCAAGCCUUCUAUGUCGGCGGACGGCUUGGUCGACUUUGCCGGGUUGAAGUGCUAUGUUUGCCUCAGGAACUUCAAAACCCUGGAUCUGCUCAACGUACACAUCGACGGCUCCGACUUGCACGCCAACAGAUUGAAAGACGAAUCCGCCAUAGUUAAGGGCUGGGAAAGGCUCAAGAAGGACAAGCCUGACACUGUCAUUCCGAAGCCUGGCUCUGAACAGCAUCCAGCGCCGCCUCAGCGGCGCCAAAACGUGGCCAACAACCCGGACGUUCUGGCUCAGAACGGCCAAUCGAAGCCGUUGAAUGCGGAGAAACCGAAACCAUCUGCCAACGACGGACCGAAGCAGCCCGUCGACAAGGAACCGAAGUUGUCGAAAGGCGAGAAGUUAAUGGCUAAGAUUGGCUUCAAGGGCGGUAGUCUGGGGGCCAGCGGGGAAGGCAUCACGGCAGCAAUUCAGCCGCAGAUGUACCGCCCCGGAGUUGGGUUGGGGGCCGAGGGCGGCAAAUUGGGAGAUGCACUCGAGGUUGCUGAGAAGAGCUACGUCGAAAAGGGACGGGACUCGGCGAGGGAGCGCUUCGAGCAGUUGAGCCGGGAUCGGAAUUGAGAGGUGGAAUGGCAAUGGUGGGAAUGGGAGAAAUGAUUGAAUACCAAAGGAUGGAUGGACAUGGCAUGUGGAUUAGAUGGCGGCGGGGGACAUUGCUUU
Messenger RNA from Aplosporella prunicola CBS 121167, 1576 nucleotides. RefSeq lists its product as uncharacterized. NCBI's taxonomy places the organism in Eukaryota, Fungi, Ascomycota, Dothideomycetes, Botryosphaeriales, Aplosporellaceae. The coding region runs from base 176 to 1477 and encodes 433 amino acids. Gene Ontology annotation, biological process: mRNA splicing, via spliceosome. Gene Ontology annotation, cellular component: nucleus. Gene Ontology annotation, molecular function: RNA binding. The transcript has 3 exons. The record is from RefSeq and is a predicted model, not a curated record.